AGAUACAAGGCUCAUCAUCUCUCUGACCCUUAAAACUGACGUUUAAGUAACGCUGAAAUCCAUAUUCUUCAACUUUCCAUUAACCGUUAUGUGGUUUAUGGAUGAGCAUUCUUGGAGUAGUCGGUUCAUAAUAUUGUCAGCUGAGUUAAAAAUCCGCAAACUAAUAAUAAAACCACUAACGCCCCUGUCUUCUCCCCAGACGUGAGUUGUUGAAAAGUCCAAACGUUCAUGGGCUCUUUUAGCCAUGAAUAUACUUUUCUUCAAAUCAAUUAUCCGAAGGAACUCUUGGUUCACUUUGAAGUCUGUCGUCUUCUUUCUUUCUCAAUCCAGUCCAUUCUCUUCUUACAAACUAAAACUGAAUCCUCCAAGCAACAAACUAAACAGAGCAUUGAGAAUCAAGGACAUUUUUAUAUCCUCGAAAUCAACCCAUUUCACUUCCCGCCAAAACCAUCUUCGUCUCAUCCAAGAUUUUUUAGAAACUGACUCAGAUCAAUUUACUGCCCAAAAUUGCUUCAACAAUUUGGGUUUUUCAGAUUCCUCAACAGAAAAUCUCCCAGUUUUCUUCAAUGAUAUUCUAGAGCCUCCUUGUACAAAUAAAAAGAAUUCCAAAUUUAAUCCAAUUGUGUUGUCAAAUGCUUUAAGUUCAUGCGCGUCAAAACAUAACCUUUGCGGUGGAAUUCAGUAUCAUUGCUUAGCAAUAAAAACUGGGGUUUUCAGCAACGUUUACGUAGGAAGUUCUUUGGUUGCUUUCUAUGGAAAAUCCGGGGAGUUGGAGAAGGCUUAUAAGGCGUUCGAAGAAAUGCCCGUGAAAAAUGUAGUUUCAUGGACUACAAUUAUUGCUGGAUUCGCACAAGGAUGGCAAAUUGAUAUGUGCUUGGAGCUAUAUAAUAUGAUGAAGAAUUUGACUUUAAAACCAAAUGAUUUCACGUUGACAAGUCUUUUGAGUGCUUGUACGGGUAGUGGAGCUCUGGGGCAAGGGAGAAGUGCUCAUUGUCAAGUCAUUCAAAUGGGUUUUGAUUCCUAUAUUUAUAUUUGCAAUGCUCUUAUUUCUAUGUAUUGUAAAUGUGGGAGUGUUGAAGAUGCAAUAUUUUUAUUCGAGAAGAUGGCUGGUAAUAAAGAUAUUGUGUCUUGGAAUUCAAUGAUCGCAGGGUAUGCCCAACAUGGUUUUGCAAUGGAAGCUGUUGAACUUUAUGGAAAGAUGAAAGAUGAGAAAAUAAAGCUGGAUGCUAUCACAUUUCUUGGAGUGCUCUCUUCUUGCCGUCAUGCCGGUCUUGUCGAACAAGGGUGUGCUUGUUUUGAUUCAAUGAUUAUACACGGUGUCAAGCCCGCAGAGGAUCAUUAUUCAUGUGUUGUGGAUCUUCUCGGCCGAGCUGGAUUAUUACAAGAGGCUCUAGAUUUUAUUCUAAAGAUGCCUAUUCGUCCCAAUGCUGUUGUAUGGGGUUCUUUGCUUUCUUCUUGCAGGCUUCAUGGGAACAUUUGGAUUGGGAUAAAGGCCGCCGAGAGCAGGCUAUUAUUAGAACCCGAGUGUGCAGCAACCCAUGUUCAGUUGGCAAGUUUAUAUGCUAGCGCAAAGUGGUGGGAUGAGGCGGCUAGAGUGCGUAAAGUGAUGAAAGAUAGGGGACUCAAAACGAAUCCUGGGUAUAGCUGGAUUGAAAUUAAGAAUGAACUUUAUAGGUUUAGAGCAGAAGAUAAAUCGAAUACUAAUGCGAAGGGGAUUCUUGGUGUUUUGAGUUGCUUGGUAGACCAUAUGAAAAUGUUAGGUUACGUGCCAGAAAUGCCCGAGGAAGAUAUUGAUGAUACUUUCUUUUGAAAGCUUUUUAAGUUCUUUAUUGGAACCAGAUACAGUUAUAAAGAUCAUUCCAUUAUGGUCUUUCUGGCUUUUCACUACAUAAGAUUACCGUGUUAUUUAA
Molecule: messenger RNA, 1910 nt
Organism: Gossypium raimondii (Peruvian cotton)
Lineage: Eukaryota; Viridiplantae; Streptophyta; Magnoliopsida; Malvales; Malvaceae
Product: pentatricopeptide repeat-containing protein At2g37320
Exons: 1
Coding region: 245-1810 (521 amino acids)
Biological process (GO): RNA modification
Molecular function (GO): protein binding; RNA binding
Source: RefSeq, a predicted model, not a curated record